AAUCGAGCGUCGUCCAAAUCGAUAAAUUCAAAAACCCUAGUUGACUGACCGGAGAUCGAAUUAAACCCUAACAAUGGCAAUUUCAGGCAUCCCACAGCCACCAGAAAUCCACAGAAUCCCGCAACGUAAGUACGUGGAUACCGCCCGAUGGCUACCUUCGGUUGCGGCGUUCGAUAAGUAUGCUGUGGUUGCGCUAUUUGACUCUGAUAACGACUCCUCUGCUGUCGAAAUCCACUCUUUUAAGCCAAAUCCAUCCCCAAUUCUGACUCCGAGAUCCUCGUGGACUCCACCUUCGCGCAUUUCGUCCCUCGUAACAUCACAAUCUUCUUUCAAGCCUCUCAUUGCCGCCGCCAGUUAUGGGGGAUCUCUCCAUAUUCUAUCCUGCAGAGACUCCAUGGUUGAAGGGGAAAUGUCGGUUCGAGAUGGGGGAUUCCACGUGGGUCCAGUUUCCGGCGUGGAUUUGACGGACGAUGGGGCCGAGUGCGUGAGCGUAGGAGAUGAUGGGAGGGUGAAUUUAGUGAAGAUUGGUGGUGACUCCUCGAAGUUGAGUUAUCGGAGAGUGUUUGAUAGCAACGGUUUGGUGUCGUACACGGCGGUGAAAUGGGCGUCGCCGAGCGAAUUUGUGACUGGUGGAUUCGGGUUUAGUCUUCAGUGGUGGGAUCAGAGGAAACCUGGUUCGCCAGCUUCACAAUUUAAGGGCAGUUGGUCACAUUGCAGGUCUCAAGGAAAAACUUCCGGUAUCAUUCACUCCAUUGACAUUCAUUCAUCUAGGAAGCACACUUGUCUGGCCGGAGGCUCGUCCGGUAUGGUCUUUGCAUGGGAUCUACGGUGGCAAAAGGAGCCUAUUGUUCUGUCUGGUGUCGGGACAGACAAGGUUGCUUCUCAUUCACUCUCUGAAAGUGAGGUGUGGGAGGUUCACUUUGACUGCUACACAAAGUCGUCAAACAUUAGCAACUUCACAUCCCCACAGAUCUUACCAGCUAUGAUCUGCUCAGAAGACGGUAUUCUUGCUGUUGCUGAACAAGGUGAAGAACCUAUCGAGCUCUUGGCUGAACCCUGCGCAAUCAAUAGCUUUGACAUCGACCGGCACAACCCUUCGGAUAUCAUUUGUAGUUUGGAGUGGGAAUCUAUAGCAAUCUUGACAAGGUCGUAGAAACCAUAUGGAUAUGAAGAAUUCAAAGCUGAAAACCUACAUCUUCUUCUGAUUAUCAUUUGCAAAACUUUCAAUCAGCUACAUGGUUGGUGUUCAAGCCCAUUUUACCGGUUGAAGGGAUUUGAGUUUCAGUUACUCUCUUGUCAUGAAGCUGGACUAGUACUGGAUUGUGAGGACUUUUUUUUUUGUUUUUUCUGAUUACCCUCAUUACCCUGUAAUAUAGAUCAAGAACAUGAAAUUUCCCCAGAAUAUCUUUACAUUCAAGAUUAUUGAUGUGUUAUCAGGUUGUGAUUGGUGACAGCUUACCAGAUUUUACCUUA
Molecule: messenger RNA, 1473 nt
Organism: Tripterygium wilfordii
Lineage: Eukaryota; Viridiplantae; Streptophyta; Magnoliopsida; Celastrales; Celastraceae
Product: nuclear pore complex protein NUP43
Exons: 5
Coding region: 74-1153 (359 amino acids)
Cellular component (GO): nuclear pore outer ring
Molecular function (GO): protein binding
Source: RefSeq, a predicted model, not a curated record